Molecule: messenger RNA, 405 nt
Organism: Cylindrotheca closterium
Lineage: Eukaryota; Bacillariophyta; Bacillariophyceae; Bacillariales; Bacillariaceae
Source: the annotation of a GenBank genome assembly
AUGGCAGCACAAGCAAUGCCCUCAGACGACCAAGUCCAGACGAGAAUGGAAAAGGAAGCGAGGACGUUGCGUGCGGGUGCUAUCAUUGAAUACUAUGAUCCCAUUGGUGUUUGUGGUGACAGCCAAUGGUUCCGACGUUCUGUGAUUAUUGGUGUAGAGCAAGAGCAUAGGACUUGCAUCAUCCUCAACAGUGGACCUGCAUUGGGGGGAUUCGAUCGCGUCAAACGGAUUGGAAGUAUCAUGCCGGAUGGUCAGGUCAUUGCCUCCGAGGGCGGUGUUUACAUGGAUGUGAAAGAUUAUCACCUUGUGGAAAGUCAUUUUGAAGGAACGGGAAAACAAGGCAGGAACUUUCUAGCAGAAGUCAAAGCUGAGGUAGACUGCUUUUGGAAUAACAACAACGAGUAA